CGGCUGAAUGUGUGUCAAGGUCCAGCAUUCUUUGAUAUGCAUUGUCAGUCAUAAAAAAAAAGGAGGGGAGCGAUGAAAUGAUAAGCUCAACCAGGAAAAUUUCCAGGUCCAAAAAAAUAAAAUUCCCCAUGUCCGUGCUGUAAUAUAGAGUUUAUCGCAUUGCUAAUCUCUUCAUCGAUAAUGCCUUUAUGACAGACACAUUGACAACUAACGUCAUAUUAUUGGAUUCAUUUCGUUUUCACCUUUUUUUUGCGCUUUUUAUUAUCAUUAAUUAUUCCUGUAUGGUAGAAAAGGUGUGCGGACCUGGAAACCCCAGACCCGUUGUUUCAUUGCUGUACAGAGUGCAAUGAAUCUCCCAUCGUCUAUAAUGCUUUUGUGCAUAUCUCUGCGAUGACACCGCAGCAAAACCCCCCUCUUUAGAGGCUCUUCCAUGCUUGAACAAGGAUAUCAACACAGCUCUCUUC
Umbelopsis ramanniana AG is the source of this 464-nucleotide messenger RNA. RefSeq lists its product as uncharacterized. Bases 189 to 350 code for a protein of 53 amino acids. Lineage: Eukaryota; Fungi; Mucoromycota; Umbelopsidomycetes; Umbelopsidales; Umbelopsidaceae. The record is from RefSeq and is a predicted model, not a curated record. The transcript has a single exon.